Molecule: messenger RNA, 390 nt
Organism: Brenthis ino (lesser marbled fritillary)
Lineage: Eukaryota; Metazoa; Arthropoda; Insecta; Lepidoptera; Nymphalidae
Source: the annotation of a GenBank genome assembly
AUGGAUGAGAAGGAGGAAUUACAUCUAACCUCGCAAGAGUUACAAGUGUUGUCAGAACUUGACAGCCGUCAGUUUGGAUUUUUAAAACUUCGUGGUACUGAACAUGGAAGAACUCGUGCACUGGUUCUCAAAGCAGUCAAAUAUCUGGAGGGCAUGUUGGUUCAAGUUAAGGAAGAAGAGAGGGCUUGUUCCCCUGGUGCUAGAAGAGAAAUUUGUAUAGAUCCCAAGACAUACUGCAAGUUAGGACAUUUCCAUUUACUACUUGAGGAUUAUGCGAAAGCAAUGUCAGCCUAUCAGAAAUUUUAUGCUUUGGAGCAGGAUAAUUGGAAAGAUCCACUUUUUCUCUAUGGACUGGGCCUCUGCUAUUAUCACUAUAAUGCUUUUGAUUGG